Messenger RNA from Pollicipes pollicipes, 3657 nucleotides. It is a transcript of the gene RhoGAP102A, whose product is annotated as Rho GTPase activating protein at 102A. Gene Ontology annotation, biological process: signal transduction. The record is from RefSeq and is a predicted model, not a curated record. Lineage: Eukaryota; Metazoa; Arthropoda; Thecostraca; Pollicipedomorpha; Pollicipedidae. Bases 1 to 3657 code for a protein of 1218 amino acids. The transcript is spliced from 13 exons.
AUGGCCUCCAAGGAGAAGCCGGCGCGGCGCGACGGCGAGCGCUGGCUGCUGACGCGCAAGACAUGGCGCUACAUGGCGGACGCCGGCCGACGGCUGAUCCCCGAGGGCUGGGCGCCCGAGCCGGGCCCGGCCUCCUACCAGCCGCUGGAGGAGAACUUCCAGCAGGUGUGCAAGAAGGAGAAGAGCUUCCUGCUGUGGCCGCGCAAGAAGAAGGAGGACGGCGGCGCCGACGAGGCGGACGCGCUGACGUGCUCGUCGGAGCCGCUGACGCCGCUCGGCGCCGGCAGCCUGACCGGCUCCGAGGACGAGGCGACCGUGGUCGAAGACCAGCAGCUGCCGCUGGCGGCGGCGGCGCCCAUGUUCGGCCUGACCGAGGCCGUCGGCGUGCAAACGGACGUGCGGCUGCAGCCGGAGCCGCUGCCGCCCGUCGAGACGGACAGCGGCAAGGGCACCGAGGCAGAGGUCAGCACGCCCGAGACGCCGCUCAGCCCGCUCUCGGUGGUCGACUCGCGCUCCGAGCCGUACAAGUCGACCACGUCCGUCACGUCCGGCGUCGGCGGCGUCGGCGUGUUUGGCGACCUGGCGCCCCACGGCGCCGCGCUGCGCAAGGACUCGAUGACGCAGGCCAGCGGCCCGGCCGAGGCGGACCCGAAAUUGCGGCACGUCCAGGGCGAGGCCGCCAAGGCCGACGGCGACGCGGAGAAGAAGGAAGCCUCCGAGCAGCCGUCGCCCAUGCUGGACCGGUUCGGUGAUAAACUGUCGCGGUACCUGAAGAUGGCUCGUCGAGAUUCGGCCACCCGUGAUAAGGACAAAAAGGACCGCUUCAAAACGGUCAACUAUGAUAAAACGCUGCGAAAUAUCAAGUCGAAGCGGAUCAAUCCGGACACGUUGGAGGACAUGGGGGAGGACGUCAAGCCGCUGGACUUGGAUGACCCCCCGAAGUCGGCCCUGAGCGCUCCGAGCGUCCCACGGCCGGCGGAAACCAAGAAGAAAAAGCGGAGAGGAAUCCAAGUCGGCGAGCCGCUACCUCAGUACAUUCUCGACUCGCUGCGGGGAGCCUUCGCCGGCUUUCGGCCGACGCGAAAGCUCUCGAAGGCCGAGAGCGAGGUGUCGGCGUGCGCGGACGAAAAAUACAGUGACCCGCUCAGUCCGCGAUAUUCCAUAACUGUCAGUGAUGACCUGGGCACCCGCGACCUGACCUUAUCGGACAUCGAGUCGUCCACGAUGGCGCCGUUUAGCGUGUACAGCAGUGCGCGGACUAGCCUAGACGUGACAGGGGAGUACGCGGCGGACGAAUUUUUCGCGUCCCGCCCGCAGGCGGCGGACCAGCCUCCCACGCCCUCCGGCUGGGGUCCGCAGCCCUGCCGGGGAGGCGGCGCCGCGCCGCCGGGACAGGGUUCGGCGGCCGACCUGCGGCAUCCCCUCUCCUCCCCACAGGCCCACACAUCGACCCCCAAGGCCGGCUUUUUCGCGCGCCGGCUGUCCAGUGUGAAGUCGCCGACGGCUCAGUCGCAGCAGUCGCUGCAGCAGCCGGCAGGCUCUAAACGCGGCUUGUUCUCCUCAGUGAUGCAGAAGACUGGCAAGACCGGCAACCAUGGCAGCCGCGUCGUCGCCAAGAAGCUCUGGAAAUCCAGGUCGAAAUCUCAGUCGCGGACCAGCUUGUCUUCAGCGUGCGUUUGGACCCCUCAGGGCACAUGCCAGUGGAUCAACAUCCAGAAUCGGGUGGUCACGCUGUGCGACACCACGCUGCUGCAGCUCACCGAGAUCGAGUCGGCAGCGCUGCAGCAGGUGGCGCUGGAGAAGCUCCACGAUUUCAACCUGGGCUGCACCGUACGCAUUCCGAAAGACUGCAACGUAACUGCGGGGCACAAGCCCAAACGGAGACCGUAUCUACUCAAGAAAAGACCGCUCACCACGGGCUUUUUCGACACGGCUAAACGUGAAGACAAAGGGAACAACAACAACGCCCAGGGCAGGGUGUUCGGCAUCCCGCUCAAGAAGUGCAUGGAGAACGACCGCGAGCGGCGCGAGCGCGGCGCCUCGCCGCUCCGCGAGCGGCUCGAGGAGCCGGCCAGCCUCAGUCGGAAGUCGUCGCACGGCGGCAGUCACGCGUCCUUCUCGUCGCUGAUGGACGCCAUCCGCGACAAGACGAGCGGCUCCUGCGAGUCACUGAACAUGGUGGAGAAGCGUAGCUCGGUGCAGGACAGCAGCCUGUCGCUGGCGUCGGACGGACAGGCCGAGACGGCGCUGCAGCCGCACGUGCCGCAGGUGCCCAGCCUCGUCACCGCCUGCAUCCAGCACAUCGAGGCGUACGGCCUGCAGACGGUGGGCAUCUUCCGCGUCAGCAGCAGCAAGAAGCGCGCACGCCAGCUGCGGGAGGAGUUCGACAGCGGCGCUGACGUCACACUGGGGGAGGAGCUGUGUCCUCACGACGUGGCAACGCUCAUCAAGGAGUACUUCCGCGACCUGCCCGAGCCGCUGCUGCCACACGAUCUCUACCAGCCCUUCCUGGCCACACAGAAGAUCCGGAACCGGCGGCAGCAGUUCGACUGUCUGCAGCACCUGAUCCGCCUGCUGGCCGUGCCCAACCGCGACACGCUCUGGGCGCUACUCAGCUUCCUGAAGAAGGUGGCUGACGGCGCGUGCGACCGGCGCACACCCACCGGCGACUGGCUCACCGGCAACCGCAUGGACAGCAACAACCUGGCCACGCUGUUCGCGCCCAACAUGCUGCACUCGCUGGCCAAGCUCGGCAGCGAGCUCAGUCAGCAGACGGCCGAGCGCAUUGACGUCAUCAACGUCAUCCGCAGCCUCAUCGACCACAACAAAGACCUGUUCGAGGUGCCGGCCGAGCUGCUGCAAGAGGCCUACCAGCUGUUGAUGGAGAAGCAGCCGGAGGCGCUGGACGUGCUGCCUGCGCCGACGGAUGCAGAAUGGCGGCGACGAUGUCGACAUCGAGCAGGACACCAGCAGCUCGGCGGCGCCAGGAGGCCGGCGCCGCGGCGCCUCAGUUCGCCUGAACUCGACGUCAGCGGCGUCAUCACGGCCAGCCUUAGGAUCCCGGCGGCGGCGGGGGCCGGGCGCGCCGCCUCCGCCCUCGCUGGCGGCGGUGCCGCGCCUGUCGAGCGCAUCCCCUACAUCGAGGAGUGUCAAACGGUGUCGGGUCGCGACGACGUGUUCGUGGUGCAGGUGGGCGGCGACGCGCGUCGGCGGUGCGACUCGAGCGGCUCCGAGGCGGCCGACGAGCAGGCCAUCACGGGCUCGCUGAGCAUCCAGCCUCUCAGCAAGUCGGCGUCCGGGAUGGUGGGCGAGCAGGGCUUCGUCAUAACGUCCGGCGGCGGCGAGGUCGGCCGGCCGCAAGUCAAGGUCACCCAGCCGCCAGCUGGUGACGCCAGCGAAGGCAGUCCGGAAGCACCGCCGCCCGCCUCCCCGCGCCGCUGCCGCCCGCGGCCGGCGGACCACGUCACACACGGCCAGCUGGUGCUGCCGUCUAGCGGCGCGGAGGUGGCGCGCUCUAGGACAUCGCCGAACAUCACGCAUUACACGGUGGUGCCCGUGACGGCCAACGUGUUCGAGCUGCAGGCGUGCGAGAGUGACGCGCCGCAGGUCUGGAAGCGGCGGCAGCUGAUCGCCAGCGACACCCAGACUGGCGUGUGA